AUGGCUGAUAACAUCCUGAAGGAAAAGAGGACAAAGUUUAUCAACUCAGUGGAUGGAGGUACAAUAAAUGGCUUGCUGGACGAAGUUUUAGAGAAGAGAGUGCUGAGCCAGGAAGAAAUGGACAGAAUAAAACUUGGCAAUGUCACCGUUAAGGACAAAGCACGGGACCUAUGUGAUUCUGUCACUAAAAUGGGGCCCCAGGCAUGCCAAAUCUUUAUCACAUACAUUUGUAAAGAAGCCCCCUAUGUGGCACAAAUGAUGGAGCUUAAAUCAGAAACAAAGCGAGACCAGAGCAAAGAAGAUGCAUUUCCAGGACCAAGAGGGGGCCUCAAGUUUUGCCCCACAGAAACAUUCCGAAAGAUUUGGAAAGAAAAUCCUUCAGAGAUUUAUCCAAUAAUGACUACAUCGUCCUCUCGUACACGCCUUGCCCUCAUCAUCUGCAACACAGACUUUGAACAUCUUCCUAGGAGGAAUGGAGCUGAUGUUGACCUCAAAAAAAUGACGUUGCUGCUGAAGAGUCUGGAUUAUACUGUGAAAGUGAAAGAAAACCUCACAGCUGAGGAGAUGACGACAGAAGUGAAGAAGUUUGCUGCCUGCCCAGAGCACAAGACUUCUGACAGUACCUUCCUCGUAUUCAUGUCUCAUGGAACCCUGGAGGGAAUAUGUGGGAAGACAUACUCACCUUUUGAUAAAGGUGCUAAAGGGUCUCCUGCUGAACCAGAUGUUUUAAAAGCUGACAAAAUCUUUCAAAUGAUGAACACUUUGGCGUGCCCAAACUUGAAAGACAAGCCCAAAGUUAUCAUCAUUCAGGCCUGCCGUGGAGAGAAUCAAGGGGUGGUGUUCGUAAAAGAUUCAGUAGGAAACUCUGAAGAGAAAUUCUUAAUGGAUGAAGAUUUUGAAGAUGAUGGCAUUAAGAAGGCCCACAUAGAGAAGGAUUUUAUUGCUUUCUUCUCUUCAACACCAGAGAAUAUCUCUCGGAGACAUCCUGACCAGGGCUCUCUGUUCAUUGUGGAACUCAUCAAACAUAUGGAAAAAUAUGCCUGGUCUUGUGACUUGGUGGACAUUUUCAGAAAGGUUCAAUUUGCAUUUGAUCAACCACAAGUCAUAAAACAGAUGCCUACCAUUGAAAGGAUGACCUUGACAAAACGUUUCUACCUCUUCCCAGGACAUUAA
Messenger RNA from Acomys russatus (golden spiny mouse), 1173 nucleotides. Its product is annotated as caspase-1-like. Gene Ontology annotation, cellular component: protein-containing complex. Gene Ontology annotation, biological process: proteolysis; regulation of apoptotic process. Gene Ontology annotation, molecular function: cysteine-type endopeptidase activity; caspase binding. NCBI's taxonomy places the organism in Eukaryota, Metazoa, Chordata, Mammalia, Rodentia, Muridae. The record is from RefSeq and is a predicted model, not a curated record.